AGGCGCUUCUAGCGCCCUUCUAUGCAGACAACCGCGCCGUCGGGGCUGCAAGCUGCGAUACCGGGGUUCUGCUUGCCUGGGAUGCGUGCCGCGCUGCAGGUGUGCUUGCCCGCCUUUGUGUGUGGGCGGUUGUGCUAUUUAUCUAGUCCCUGGGCCCUCGACCCUGACGGUUCUUUGUCUCCCCUUCCCUCUCGUGUUUCGAGGCUCUUGUGCUUGUGUAAGAAACACAAAGUUUCCUGUUCAGCCCAAUUCUUAGGGCUUGUUCGUCCUUUUUUGCGCUUUGAAGCGUCACUGUCACUGCCACUGUCUGGCCGCGGCUCUUCAAGAUGAACGCCAACGAGACCAUCGACCACACCGUCGAAGUCGGCGACGGUGUGCCAGAGCAAGAAAAGACCAUCUACCCGCACGAUGACUCAAUGACCAAAGACGCGGCUAUCGGCGAGACGAAAUCCGUCCAGGUGUCGGAAGAGGAAGUGCCAAUCCCGGAGCCAGACCCCUUCGUCCCCUUCGACGAUCUCCCUGAGGAACGGGACCGCGUCCUCACCAUCCGCGCCGUCGUCAUGGGCUGCAUCUGCGGCGCCCUCGUCAACGCCUCAAACGUCUAUCUCGGUUUGAAGACCGGCUGGACCUUCACUGCCAACUUGUUCGGCGCUAUUCUCGGUUUCGCUGUCAUCAAGUUCUUCUCCACCGCCUUUGCUGAGAACUUUCCUAUCCUGGGCGGCGGCUUCGGCCCCAAGGAAAACAACAUCAUCCAGACCGCGGCCACGGCCUCGGGCGGUCUCUCCAACGUCUUCGUCUCCGCGUACCCCGCGCUGUACCAGCUGAAUCUGGUGUCCACGCCCUCCAAGGACUUCUGGCGCAUCGUUUCCCUCACCGCCGUCGGUGGCUACUUUGGGUUCUUCUUCGCCACACCGCUGCGCAAGUUCUUCGUUAUCCAUGUCGCGCGCGAGCUGAACCUCAUCUUCCCCACGGCCUCGGCCACGGCCAUGACCAUCCGCUCCAUGCACGAGGCCGUCUCGGGAGCGGCCAUUGCCAAGCUCAAGACAAAGGCCCUGGGCUACUCGUUUGCUGCUGCCAUCAUCUUGCGCGUCGUCUCCCAGUAUGCCACCGGCAUCCUCUGGGACUGGCAUAUCUUCACUUGGUUCUUCAUCUGGGGCGACUACAAGAACCUCGCCAUCCACGUGGAGAAUUGGGGCUGGCUGAUCGAGUUUACCCCUGCUUUCAUCGGCUCCGGCAUGCUCGUCGGUCUCAACGUUGCCUUCUCCUUCUACGGCGGAAGUAUCCUUGCCUGGGCGAUUAUCGGCCCCGCGCUUGUUCAUAACGGCGCCGCUUUCGGUGUGCAAGCAUCCGAAGACCCCAAGUGGAAGGACUACAUGAGCUUCGCGUCCCUCGGCGCCAGUGCUUCCAACAAGUACACGCCCAGCCCCCGGUACUGGCUCCUUUGGCCCGGCGUCCUGUGCAUGAUUGCGGUCUCCUUCACCGAGCUCGCCAUGCAGUGGCGCAUCUUCGCCAUCGGUUUCCGAGCCCUUUGGCGCGCCUGCUAUGGCGUCGGCGCAGCCAUCUCCCGCGCCGCCGGCAAGCAGACCAGCGGACCCAAGGAAACCGCGUCGGAGGCAGAUCAGGACAUGGCCAAGGACCCGGCCGACCCGAAGGACCUGGUCAAGAUGUGGAUGUGGCUGCCCGGCCUCGUCCUCAGCAUCAUCUGCACCUGCGUCGUCAUGGGCGUCGAGUUCGACAUGCCAGUUGGCAUGUCCAUCCUCUCCGUCUUCCUCGCCUUCUUCUUCUCUCUCCUCGCCAUCCAGUGCACCGGUGUCACAGAUACCACUCCCUUGACCGCGGCCUCCAAGGCCUCCCAGAUCGUCCUCGGUGGCGCAACCAAGGGCGAGCAUUGGGCCGUUGCCCACGCCCAGAAGCUCAACCUGCUCGGCGGUGCUAUCGCAAACAUGGGCGCCAACCAGUCCACGGACCUGGUCGCCGAUUUCCGCGUCGGCUUCCUGCUGCGCACCCCGCCGAUCCAGCAGUGGAUCGCGCAGGGCGUCGGCACCAUCGUCGCCAUAUUUCUCGCCCCCGGCAUGUUCGUCCUCUUCGCCACCGCGUACCCGUGUAUUCUGGACGCCGAGGCCGCGUCUUGCACGUUCUCUGCGCCCUCGGUCUCCGCGUGGCGCGCCGUCGCCGUCGCCGUCACGGAUCCAGAGUUCCCGAUCCCGACCUCGUCCGGCAUCUUCGCUAUCGUAUUUGCCGUUUUCGGCUCCGCGAUGGUGCUUGUCCGCCACUUUGUCUGGACCGGCAAGUGGGAAUGGAUGCGCGCGUACCACCCCAACAUGAUGUGCAUAGCGCUGGCGUUCGUCCUGCCACAGACCUACUACGGCCUAGCCAUGAUCAUGGGCGCAGUCCCAGCCUGGUACUGGGCCAAGAAACAUCCCGAGUCGUUCGCCAUCUACGGGUACGCCAUCGCGGCGGGCCUGAUUUCGGGCGAGGGCAUCGGCGGCGUCGUCAAUGCUAUUUUUCAGAUUGCCGGCAUCUCGGGCGAUAAGUAUGGCUCCAAUGUUGCGUGUCCGGGGGAUGCGUGCUAGGCGUGCGGGGGGGUGGUGGAGGGGUUAAUGUCUGUUUGUUUGUUCUGAGAUGUUGGAUGUUGACUGGGUGGGCUUUCUUUCCUUUGAUAUCCCCUGUACGAGUUAGUAGAUUACGAUUGAUGCCUGUUUCUUUGGUUUUAAUGCUUGACGGCGAGGGUUUUGGUUCUUGUUGCGUUCUAUCGGUGUGUCUAUGUCUAUUUCUAUGUGACGGUGCUUGUCGGAUGUGUCUAGUUAGGUAUGAAUGGUUGCAGUAGGUGCUGCUAUUGCGAGAGCGAGAGCGAGAGUUAGGUAGUUUAAGUCAGUGCCCCAGUCGCAGCAAACGUCAUG
This is a messenger RNA of Aplosporella prunicola CBS 121167, 2900 nucleotides long. RefSeq lists its product as uncharacterized. Lineage: Eukaryota; Fungi; Ascomycota; Dothideomycetes; Botryosphaeriales; Aplosporellaceae. The transcript has 4 exons. The record is from RefSeq and is a predicted model, not a curated record. Gene Ontology annotation, cellular component: fungal-type vacuole membrane. Bases 327 to 2573 code for a protein of 748 amino acids. Gene Ontology annotation, molecular function: oligopeptide transmembrane transporter activity.